AGGGCAUUUGCCUCUUGGCCUGACAAAGCAAACACUGUUUAAAUUGUUUCUUAGUCAGCGUCUCUUAUUUUCAGUGUUAGUCGCACUGAAAACAAAGGCUUCUGAAUACUGUGUGACUAUAGUUAUAACAAAGAAUGUGAAAACAGGAAGCACCGUGGAAAUAUAGAAGGUCAUAUUUUGUUUUGCAUCUAACUGACAUUAUUAUUGAUGAUUGUUAACAACAAAUCUGAUAUAGUGAGGUAAUUAUAUGUUUAAAUAGGCAUUCAUCUUUGAUUUGAGCAGAGUGGGGGACCCCAGUGGAAUGUGAAGUUGACAUUGUGGACAGUGUUGACUUACUCCUCCAAACAAAUGACAACAGCCUACACCUAUAAGAGACUCACUGUGACAGGGGGGGGCUUUCAUUCAAACUGAAGAAGGGAGUAUCUUGGGUCUUCUCUGCUGGAGGUGUAACAGAGGAAACACUAAGAACUUUGUAGUUUUAUGUCCACAUCAAGCUAUGACAUGGAUGAAGUUAAGAGGUAAAUCACUGACCUAAACGUAGAUGUAGAAAAAUGUGAUGUGCAUUUGAUACUAAUUAUGUUCGACUGAUUUAAUUCUAUAAUUUAGUGUUUGUGUGUCUACUUAACAUAGUACAUACUAAGGUUCACUGCUUCUUAUUACAUUCCAGAUACAUUCUUCUGUACUCAUUCUACUGCUUGUACAUGAUCCCACAAUGUAUCUCCACUGGACUCCACUCUCAAACUGUGAGAUUUUCAUCUCAAGUUGGUAUUCAUAUGGAGCAGCAGGCCAUGUGCCCUCGGAUCAGCUUUGGGGAAGAGAGUUUCCCAGGAUUCUAUAUAAUGUCCCAGUUCCAUAUUGCUGAGCUAGCAAGAAGGGGCACUGUGAAAAAGAUUGCAGGAUCAUCUUCUCAGCAUGUUGCGUAUGAAAUUGGCCCAGCAUUCAACUUCAGAAUUAACACAAGAUCAGCAUAUCCCUUGGGACUGCCACAGGAGUUUGCCUUUGUGACCGUGCUGCGCAUGAGUGGUAGCACCAUAAAUAAAAACUGGAAUAUCUGGCAGAUGCAGGAUGCGAAUGGAGACGAGCAGAUGUCAGUCAGACUCAAGGGGGAGUCUGAGUCUCUGGAGUUCUCCUUCAGAGGUCUGGACACCGUGACUCAGACUGUCAUGUUCAGUCCCCUGCCUUUCCUUUUCAAUCAUCAGUGGCACACUGUCUUGUUGGAUGUCAGGAGGAUGUCGGUGACUCUUUUUGUGGAUUGUGUCAUGAUCGGUUCCCACAAAGUACCACUCCGACAAAAAGUCAGUCUGGAUGGUUUUACACUGAUAGGAAAACUCAAGGAUAAUCCAGUCAUGGCAGUUCCGUUUGAACUACAAUCAAUGCUGAUUCACUGCGAUGUCACCCGUGCAAGAACAGAAGCAUGCCAUGAUCUCCCAGCCACAACAUCGACUGACGUUACCGAGGUGCAGAGGAGCCAAGGAACUCCUGGCCCUCCUGGACCUGCUGGUGUCCCAGGAAUUGAUGGCAUUGAUGGGGAAAGGGGAGAAGAUGGUGUGGAGGGUCCUCCUGGACCUGAUGGAGAUGCAGGUAAACCCGGCUCUACAGGGUUACCUGGAAUUCCUGGAAAUGAUGGUUUAACUGGCCCCAUUGGAGAUCCUGGUCCCGAUGGCCCUCCCGGACAGAAAGGUGAACCUGGGAAAGCUGGACCUCGUGGAACAGCUGGUGUUGGGCCAGAUGGACCCCCCGGACCACCUGGGCCUGGAGGACUAGCAGGUGAAGUAGGAAAAGGUGGACCACCUGGGGCCAUGGGUGUGAGGGGGCCACAGGGACCUCGUGGACCAACAGGGCCCAGAGGGGCAGCUGGAAUGCUUGGCAGCGCUGACCUGUGUCCAAACUCCUGUCCACCUGGAACUCCUGGACAUCCUGGUCUUCCUGGUAUGAAGGGCCACAAAGGUGUAAAAGGUGAACAAGGAGAACCUGGAAAACAAGGGCACAAGGGUGAGGAAGGAGACCAGGGAGUUCUAGGAGAAGUCGGAGCCCAAGGACCAACGGGUCCUCAGGGAAUUCGUGGAGCCACAGGAAUGAUGGGCCCCAAGGGAGAGAUGGGUGCUCGAGGUCUUGAUGGAGAUCCAGGUCCCCAGGGUGUUGCAGGAGCAACUGGAGAUCAAGGCCAGAGAGGUGUAAUGGGUGAGGCUGGGCCUAAAGGUGAAAUGGGUAGUCAAGGUCCAAGGGGAAUAACAGGACUUCCCGGUCCUAAGGGAGAAGCGGGUUUACCAGGUGUGGAUGGUCGUGAAGGUAUUCCUGGGAUGCCAGGAGCAAAGGGAAGCAUUGGGAAGGCAGGAGUUCCUGGAGAGGUUGGCCUUCAGGGACUUCCUGGGCUGCCUGGUGUGCCUGGACCAAAAGGGUUGAGUGGCCCGAAGGGAGAUGCUGGUCAACCAGGGCUUCCUGGAACGAUGGGCUCUGCAGGAAAACCAGGAGAGCGUGGAGAACAGGGUGAGGUGGGACCUGUUGGACCCAUUGGUGAACCUGGAGAUGUUGGAGAACAAGGACCCACAGGACCAGCCGGCAAGCCAGGUGCCAGGGGACCUAAAGGUGACCCCGGCCUUCCUGGUCUUCCUGGUCCCCCUGGUCUGCCUGGUGUGAAAGGAGAGAGGGGAGAACGUGGCGAAGCAGGACCCAAGGGAGAGCAGGGCAUACAAGGUGAUGAGGGAAAUCCUGGAGAAAAAGGGGAUGUUGGUGAAGCAGGAGAACCAGGAGUGAAAGGAGAGGUUGGCAACCCUGGUGAGGUGGGCCGAAGAGGUCCAGAGGGAAGUCGAGGUCAGCCCGGUAUCGAGGGACCGCCCGGCUCACCUGGACCACGAGGGAUGCAGGGAAACAGAGGUCCACCUGGAAGCAGAGGGUCCCAGGGUCCUGCGGGUAAAGAGCCAAGUGAUCAGCACAUCAAACAAGUUUGCAUGCGAGUCAUGCAAGAACAGUUGGCUCAGUUAGCUGCUAGUUUAAGGAGGCCUGAGUCUGGCGUGGCCGGUUUACCUGGCAAACCUGGACCACCUGGGCCUCCUGGGCCUCCGGGAGACAAUGGCUUCCCUGGGCAGGCUGGAUCAAGAGGCCUUCCAGGACUCAAAGGGCCACCGGGACAAUUGGGACUGAAAGGACCCAAAGGUGAAAUGGGUGACAGAGGUUCCAGAGGCCCCACUGUACGAGGACCAAAGGGUCAGCCAGGACCUCCUGGACUUCCUGGUGAGCCUGGCAAACCAGGUUACGGUCAGGAUGGACGGGACGGACAAAGAGGACCUCCUGGAGUUCCUGGACAGCCCGGUGUCCCUGGACCACCUGGUUCAGCUGGUCCUAAUGGUUACUGUGACCCAUCAGCCUGCAACCUGCCAUCAGGGGCUGCCCAACAGUCUCUGGAUGUGAAGGGACCUGCAGGAAAUUAAGAGCCACUCUGGCAUAGAGACAGAAAAACUGUUGGAUUGUCUCCCCCAAGCACACAACAUUUUUCACACUUUGUCCUCAGGAGCUGUGGUUUGUGGUGCUUUCCAUCCAUUAACCUCUAGUCUUGUGAGCAUGUUCUGUGCCAUUCACGUCUCCAUCAGAGGACGCCAGCCUCUUCAAGUUGUAAAACACAAAACAUUCUUUUUUUUCCAUGUGCUGCAAAAAUCAUUCACUUUCUGGUGUUAUUUUUUUUUUUUUUUACACGGAAAUGUUUUUGAUAAUCUCAGAAAGGUGUACUCAUGCUUCUGAAAAGGAAUGAAAUGACUGGAAACAUUUGUGUAUCUCACUCUCCCUGGACCUCCGCUUACAUUUUCUUUUUGUAUGUUCUCCAUUUACCCUGUUCUCCCCGAUGAAAGCUCACAGAUUGCAUUUCAUAUAAUAACCCAAAGCAGAUCAGGGUUUAAAUGUAUGGUCUUAGUGCCUUUCCAAUGAGUUUGUGCCGUGUGUGUGUUUGUGUACGUACGUAUAAACCUGCUGAAAAACACACAAACAGAUUUCUGCAUGUCCGACUGCCUUUUCAGCUCUGCAGCUCAAAAUAAAAAGGAGAGAGGAAGUAAUUUUCAUUAAAGUCACACUGACUUGAGCGUAUGAUGUAAAUCUGUAAAUUGUUUGAAUUGUGGUUAAUUAUAUUUCCUAUAAAAUGACCUGAUGUGAGAUUUUGUCUCAUUUUACAGAAGAAUAUAGUUAAUAUAGUUUGACAUGACAUGACAGACGACACAUACAAACUGUUAUUUAUUUCACAAAUAAAAUAAACCAAAG
Messenger RNA from Sphaeramia orbicularis (orbiculate cardinalfish), 4245 nucleotides. RefSeq names its product collagen, type IX, alpha 1b (gene col9a1b). Gene Ontology annotation, biological process: extracellular matrix organization. The record is from RefSeq and is a predicted model, not a curated record. Bases 702 to 3428 code for a protein of 908 amino acids. Gene Ontology annotation, cellular component: collagen type IX trimer. The transcript is spliced from 37 exons. NCBI's taxonomy places the organism in Eukaryota, Metazoa, Chordata, Actinopteri, Kurtiformes, Apogonidae. Gene Ontology annotation, molecular function: extracellular matrix structural constituent conferring tensile strength.